AUGAAAAAGCAAUAAUCAAAAUCGUAAUCAAAUAGAAACAGAUAAGAUACAGCAAAAUCUGUAAAAAGAUAAGAGAAACUAACUAAAAUUUAAGAAGCUUUUAAUUUUAAUAAGGCAUCGAAAUAUAUUUUUCAAUCUGGAUUUUAAGAGAGAGCAUGGUUAAUUAAAAGGGGGUACUAGGACAGGAUUGAUUUUAAAGAUUCAGAAAUCGCAGAACUCAGAAAAUAUUUCUCUUCUCUUGACGGAGAUGGCUCUGGUGCAAUAGGAAUAGAAGAAUUAGAAGAUCCAUUAAUCGCUUUGGGCUUAGUAAAUUCCAGAGAAGAAGUGGAAAAAAUUAUGAGUGAAGUUGAUGAAGAUGGAACAAAUGAAAUAGAAUUCAAGGAGUUCUUAACAAUUAUGAGAGGAGUGUAAAAGGGAGGAAAUACUGAUUAAGGAGAAAAGAAUCCUAUUUAUGAUUUCUUCAAAAAGAUGAGUAAUGGUUAAUUAGAAAAAGGAAUGGAUAGACACAUUCCUUUUAAAUUAAAUGUUAGCUUAUUUCGAAGAAAACAAAUAUUAAACGCAAUAACUAGUGAUUAAAAGGAGCUAAAAGAUAAAGGGUCAAAAAUUUUGUAGGCAUACAAGAGAUAACUAUUAAAUUAUAAGUAACAAGAAAGAUUGAAUCGAGGAGAGGAUCCAAAUGACAUAUCUUUGGAUUAGUUUCCGAAUAAGGAUAAUGGGCCUAAUCCUAGAAAUGGUCUUCCGAAACAACAAAGAAUAAUCUAACCUGAAGCAAAAAUAGGAAGCAGCAAUAAACACCUAGAAAAAUGA
Paramecium tetraurelia is the source of this 807-nucleotide messenger RNA. RefSeq lists its product as uncharacterized. Gene Ontology annotation, molecular function: calcium ion binding. The transcript is spliced from 5 exons. NCBI's taxonomy places the organism in Eukaryota, Ciliophora, Oligohymenophorea, Peniculida, Parameciidae. The record is from RefSeq and is a predicted model, not a curated record.